Epinephelus lanceolatus (giant grouper) is the source of this 3040-nucleotide messenger RNA. RefSeq names its product nuclear receptor subfamily 1, group D, member 2a (gene nr1d2a). Gene Ontology annotation, molecular function: nuclear receptor activity; RNA polymerase II cis-regulatory region sequence-specific DNA binding; zinc ion binding. The record is from RefSeq and is a predicted model, not a curated record. Lineage: Eukaryota; Metazoa; Chordata; Actinopteri; Perciformes; Serranidae. Gene Ontology annotation, biological process: hormone-mediated signaling pathway; positive regulation of transcription by RNA polymerase II; cell differentiation.
CUAACCCGCAGUCACACACAACAAGGGGGGAGUUCCUCCGAGCCAGACGCAUCACUUCGACCUGUUCUCUCCGGGAGAGUCGGACCUGCAGAUUAUUUCCCCGCAGCACACUCAUGAGAUGAGCUCCAUCUUUAAACUGCUCUCACUCAAACAGCAAGUUUAGUCUGCGACCUUUUCCUUUUUAUGUUUUAAUUCGUGACAGUGGCAGAAGUCGUGACAGACAGUUGAGUUUAGUUGAAUUAUCUGUUGGAGAUUUUCCAUCCUCGAACAGAGAUGCCUGAGGACAUCGGCACAGCCAAGCCUGGAGGAGUCAUCGCCUAUAUUUCCUCUGGCUCCGCCUCCAGCCCAGAGUCCUGUAUGAGCACCAGCCCCAGCAGCAGCUACCUGUCGACAUCACAGUCGGUGUCCCGCCCCGCGCUGCCCAGCAGAGCCGUGGGCAUGGUGGUGGAUAUCUCUCCGCCGGCCAAGAACGGCCAACAGCGCGGCCACGGCAUGGAGAAGGCCGGGCGCUCCUCUACAUCUGCCAAGAGCAGCAUCACCAAAAUUAACGGCAUGGUGCUGUUGUGUAAAGUGUGUGGAGACGUGGCCUCGGGCUUCCACUAUGGCGUCCACGCCUGCGAGGGCUGCAAGGGGUUCUUCAGGAGAAGCAUCCAGCAGAACAUCCAGUACAAGAAGUGUCUUAAGAUGGAGAACUGCACCAUCAUGAGGAUCAACAGGAACCGCUGCCAGCAGUGUCGCUUCAAGAAGUGUCUGGCUGUCGGCAUGUCCAGAGACGCUGUCAGAUUUGGCCGCAUCCCAAAGAGGGAAAAGCAGAGGAUGCUGCUGGAGAUGCAGAACGCCAUGAACAACAUGAUGAGCAACAACAGCCAGCUGCACAGCAUGCUGCACGGCCAGCAGAGCCCCUCACUGCCCAUGGAGGCCAUGACCAGCGACCCCAGCUCCUCGCCCUCCUCUUCCUCCUCCUCUGCUUCCGAUUCCCCGUCGUGCUCCAACCCCUCCUCCCCGCAGUGCCCCCAGGACUCAGAGUCCGUGGUUUCCAUGGACACCAACUCCAGCUCCGCCUCGUCCUGCGGAUCAGACAGCGGCGAGGACGAGGCCGUCGUCACCGUGAGCCGGCAGCACCAAGAUGCCUUCGCCUACAGCCAGAAGAGGUCGCCGAGACAGGGCCAGGCCUCGCCCUCGUCGAGCGCGGUCGCCCUGGAGACAGGGUGUGACAACCGCAUGGAGGAGCAACAGGAGAGCUGGAGCUGCUGGAACAACAAUGUGGAUGUGGGAGGUUACCAGCACAGUUCGUACAGUAACAGUCAACACGUCGCCAACACUGCUUACAGGGAGGAGAGGGGAGUCUACCAGCAGCAGCAGCAGCAGCAGCAGCAGCAGCUCAACAGCGCCCCCAGCUGUGAACCAUCAGAAGUCAGCCAAAGACAGCAUGAAUUUAACACACAAACUGCCUCAAGUGGUUACAGUGGACCAACCAGCUGCAUGAGUAACAGAACACACUUGGUCUGUCCCAUGAACACAUCACCCUACGUGGACCCCCACAAGCCAAGCCAGGAGGUCUGGGAGGAGUUCUCCAUGAGCUUCACCCCCGCCGUGCAGGAGGUGGUCGACUUCGCCAAGAGGAUCCCGGGCUUCCGCGACCUCCCCGAGCACGACCAAGUGGGCCUGCUGAAAGCUGGAACUUUUGAGGUGCUGAUGGUCCGAUUUGCUUCUCUGUUCAAUGUGGUUGAGCGGACGGUGACCUUCCUGAGCGGCAAGCGUUACAGCCUUGACACGCUACGGUCACUGGGUGCUGGUGAGCUGCUCAACUCCAUGUGCGAGUUCAGCGAGAAGCUGGCCGCGCUGCGGCUCGACUCAGACGAAAUGAGCCUCUUCACGGCCGUGGUGCUCGUCUCAGCCGACCGCUCAGGGAUCCAGGACCUGAACUCAGUCGAGGCGCUGCAGGACAAACUGAUCCGGGCGCUGCGAAACCUGGUGAUGCAGAACCACGGCGAGGAGUCGGCCACCACCUUCACAAAGCUGCUGCUCAAGCUUCCCGAGCUGCGUUCACUCAACAACAUGCACUCAGAGGAACUGCUCUCCUUCAAAGUGCACCCUUGAAAGCUUCCUGAGGGGGCACGCCUGUGCCCCUCCACCUUAUCCACACGCCUCCACCUCCACCUCCACCAGGACCUGCCUCUUACUGCACCCUCACCCUCCGUGUUCGACCAACUCAGUUGCGUAUUUGUUUAUAGAAUGUAUUAAAAGUUAUUUUUUAUUCUAUUUUUGUUAAGUAGACCGCGCGGGGUCUGGAGAGAGAAGAAUAUAAAACGUACUGUAUUUAUAGAAGAGAUAGCUUGUUGCACACAAACACACGCAAGUGCAUGUGUGUCAGAGGUUAGUUUUGCAAAGUUGGAGGCACUUUUCUAUUUUUAAACAACGAAGAAUACUUAACUGGCUUGAUGAAAAGAUAGAAAAACAAUUGGUCGAUCCAAAAGCCAUUUAAUUCCAAAGUGUAUUCUCUGAUGAGCGGGUGAAUGUGAGAGACAGUAUACACCUUACAUACCUACCGCAUGUUUGUUUGGUCCAAUAUUUUGACUGAUACAUGUCGGCGAGAAAGGCAAGCUAUCAGAACAUGUAUGGAAGACUGUGUGACGACCGCUGUUAAUGCAUGGCUGUACUUAUUACGAACAAUUAUUACUUGGAUCUUCUCCCCUCGCCUCAGAAAGCAUCAGUUCACAGUUUCAGUGUAAAUACUGUUGUAUGUUUUCUUUUUAUUUAAGUUGUUUUUUAUGUGUUUAUAUCGACUGCCUGUACACUGCCUGGUGAUUUCUGGGGGAGUCGACAACACCAUGUUCAGCAACACUACAUUUGCACAUGUAACACAACAUGUAUAGGCUACAUGUAGUCACACUAGUGUUUUUGACCUUUUCCCACCUUUGUUUUGUUUUUUUAAUCAGACUUUGUGUGCUCUCAGCAUAGCACUGAAUUUGAUGUGUUUGUCAUCCAUUUUGUUAAAAUAUCUGUUUCUUCAACUGGCGACACUGCCAUAUGUAAAUAA